GCCUGUAGCCCUACGCUAGAGCGUAUAAAGGGACCAUGCCCCCCCUCUGUAUUCUGCUACUAGUUCUCCGUCUAGUGUAACACAAAGAGUCGAUAAAUAAGUUAAGCACCAUGGUCAGAUUGUCUCACCUUGCGGCCAGUCUGGUGGCCCCUACCGUCCUGGCCGGUCCCCUUCCCGGACCCCAGACCAGGACCGAAAGCGAGCUCUCGCCACGCCAGGGAGGUUACUACUUUCAAAACUGGUCUGAAGGCGGCAGCAAUAUUCGCUGCAAUAACGGCGCCGGCGGCUCGUACACGGCCAACUGGAACAGCAAGGGUGGCUUUGUGUGCGGCAAGGGCUGGAGCUACGGAGGCAACCGAGCUAUCAAGUACACGGGCACCUACAACGCCACUGGGCCGGGCUACCUCGCCGUCUACGGCUGGACGCGCAACCCCCUGAUCGAGUACUACAUCAUUGAGGCGCACGCCGACUUGGCGCCCAACGAACCGUGGACGUCCAAGGGGAACUUCACGUUUGAGGAGGGUGACUACGAGGUUUUCACCAGCACGCGCGUCAACAAGCCGUCAAUCGAGGGAACCCGCACCUUCCAGCAGUACUGGUCGGUGCGGAAACAGCAGCGUGUCGGCGGCACCGUCACCACUAAGCGCCACUUUGACGAGUGGGCCAAGCUGGGCAUGAGAUUGGGAAAUCAUGACUAUGUCAUCAUGGCUACCGAGGGGUAUACCGCGAAUGGCGGGCCGGGAAGUAGCGGGUCGUCGAGUAUCACGCUGCAGUAGGCGGUUGAGGG
Molecule: messenger RNA, 787 nt
Organism: Parathielavia appendiculata
Lineage: Eukaryota; Fungi; Ascomycota; Sordariomycetes; Sordariales; Chaetomiaceae
Product: glycoside hydrolase family 11 protein
Exons: 2
Coding region: 111-776 (221 amino acids)
Biological process (GO): xylan catabolic process
Molecular function (GO): hydrolase activity, hydrolyzing O-glycosyl compounds
Source: RefSeq, a predicted model, not a curated record